UGAUUUUCUGUGAUUUUUUCUGCUUUGCUUCUCAUGUAGCUAUAUUGUUUCAAUCAUAUUUUGGAAAUCUUUGUAUUUCAAAAAUCUGAGGUUAUGAAUGACAGUUUUAAAGCAGAAGUAAGAAUAUGAUUUAUAAAGGUAAUAAGUACUGAAGAAAGGCAUUUUUUCCUAUCCUGAUUUCACAUGCAUUCUUAAUCAUGUUUUCAGAUUGCCUUCUGGCUUAAAAUAUAGCAUUUUGUCUAAUGAGAUUAAUGUGUUAAAAUAGCAAUAAUUUGAAAAAAGUCAUUUCAUCUGAAGAAAAAGAUUUAAUGAAAUAGAAGUUACAUGCAUGCUAAUAUCAUAUGUUAUAAUAAUAUUAUAAAAGGACAUGUAAAAAGUUUCUGAGGAAAUAUGCCACAUUGCAUCUGAUAAAUUUUUAGACAAUUAUGUUUCAAAAGGAAUUGCACUGUUACCACGGUAACUUUUGCAUAGUAUUUUGAAAAUAGUAUUCUGAUCUCUUGUUGCAAUAGUAAAAAAGAAAAGCUAUUUUAAAAUAUGCAUGUCAAAAUGGAUUUAAUUUAGAAAAAUAUGAUCUCUUAUUUUUUCAUCUUUUUAAUGGGAAAUUUAGUAUUAUUUAAAUGAAGACUGUGUGGAUUUUUCUUUUCACUUAAUUGUCUACUAAAGAGCCAGAAUAUCUUUACACAGUUUGACUACAUUUUUCCUCAUUGUUGUUCCAAAGUAUAUGCUGUUAAAGAUAUGCAGUAAUUUAUUUUUCUUCCUCCUUUUUCACAUUUCCAUUCUAAUCAUAUUAAUCACACACAGAUAUUUUCUCCUUAGUCUGUUUGUUUAUAAAUAUAAAUCCUUAGUAUGGCAUAGCCUCUUUGAUUUUUGUCCAGAUACUUUUGCUUUUCCUUUUCUUCAUUUUUUUUCUUUAAAUUGUGGAAUGAGCUGGUAGACAUCUCUGGAGCCAAUAGAUAUCUGCCUCUGAAGAAUGAAACUCAUACUGUGAAUUCUAAAGCAUUCUUCAGAAAAGAUGUUGAGAAUUUGCAAGCAUGUCCCAGGUAAGGCAAGUGGGAUUGCUGGCUGCUGGAUGUCAGCCAUGGAACAAAGAUGUGUGUGCUGCCAAUGGAGACAGGUUUGCAUAUUGUGCUACUCUGGCUAUCUAUAUUUAUCAGUUGGAUCACCGUUAUAAUGAAUUCAAACUUUAUGCAAUUAUGUCUGAACAUAAAAAAACAAUUACAGCAAUCUCUUGGUGUCCACAUAAUCCUGAUCUGUUUGCAAGUGGCAGUACCGAUAAUUUAGUGAUUAUUUGGAAUGUUGCAGAACAAAAAGUCAUUGCUAAACUAGACAAUACAAAAGGAGUGCCUGCCUCUCUUAGCUGGUGCUGGAAUGCAGAUGAUGCUGUAGCAUUUGUUUCCCACAGAGGCCCACUAUUCAUUUGGACCAUAUCAGGACCAGAGAGUGGAGUGACUGUACACAAGGAGGCCCAUAGCUUCUUGUCUGAUAUCUGUAUUUUCAGAUGGCAUACACAAAAAAAAGGGAAAGUUGUGUUUGGUCAUAUUGAUGGAAGUCUAUCAGUUUUUCAGCCAGGUAAUAAAAAUCAGAAACAUGUUUUGAGACCUGAAUCUCUUGAAGGAACAGAUGAAGAGGAUCCAAUUACAGCCCUGGAAUGGGACCCACUCUCUACUGAUUAUCUUCUCGUGGCUAAUUUGCAUUAUGGAAUUCGCCUAGUAGAUUCUGAAUCACUUUAUUGCAUAACAACAUUUAAUUUUCCAAGUGUAGCAGCUUCUAUACAGUGCUUAGCCUGGGUUCCCAGUGCUCCUGGCAUGUUUAUAACUGGAGAUUCUCAAGUGGGUGUUUUACGCAUUUGGAAUGUUUCAAGAACAACACCUAUUGAUAAUUUUAAAUUAAAGAAAACGGGAUUUCACUGCUUACAUGUACUUAAUUCUCCUCCAAGAAAAAAGUUUUCAAUACAGUCUUCAAACAAAAAUCAUUAUACAUCCUCAACAAGUGAAGCAGUUCCACCCCCUAGUUUGACACAGAAUCAAGCAUUUUCUCUUCCUCCUGGUCAUGCAGUGUGCUGUUUCUUAGAUGGUGGAGUUGGUCUCUAUGAUAUGGGAGCCAAGAAGUGGGAUUUUCUUAGGGACUUGGGACAUGUGGAAACUAUCUUUGACUGCAAAUUUAAACCUGAUGAUCCGAAUCUUUUAGCAACAGCUUCAUUUGAUGGUACUAUAAAAGUUUGGGAUAUAAACACAUUAACAGCAAUGUAUACUUCCCCGGGUAAUGAAGGGGUUAUUUAUUCCCUUUCAUGGGCUCCAGGCGGCUUGAAUUGUAUUGCUGGGGCAACUUCCCAAAAUGGUGCUUUUAUCUGGGAUGUUCAAAAGGGCAAAAUGAUACAGCGAUUUAAUGAGCAUGGAAAAAAUGGAAUAUUCUGCAUUGCCUGGAGUCACAAAGAUUCCAAAAGAAUAGCAACCUGCAGUGGUGAUGGGUUCUGUAUUAUCCGAACAAUUGAUGGUAAAGUACUACACAAAUACAAACAUCCAGCUCCAGUGUUUGGUUGUGAUUGGAGCCAAAACAACAAGUAUCUCUGCAAUGGUAUUGUUCCAUCAUGGCUUCCUAUUGGUCUUCACCUCAGAGACAUGAUUGCCACUGGCUGUGAAGACAAAAAUGUGCGUGUCUAUUAUGUAGCCACCAGCUCAGAUCAACCAUUGAAAGUCUUUAGUGGACAUACAGCAAAAGUUUUUCAUGUUAAAUGGUCUCCCCUGAGAGAAGGAAUUCUUUGCAGUGGAUCUGAUGAUGGUUCUGUUCGAAUCUGGGAUUAUACUCAAGAUGUUUGCAUAAAUAUUCUUAGUGGACACACUGCACCGGUGAGGGGAUUAAUGUGGAAUACUGAGAUUCCAUAUCUACUAAUAUCUGGCAGCUGGGACUAUACUAUAAAAGUGUGGGACACUCGGGAAGGAACUUGUUUGGAUACUGUAUAUGACCAUGGUGCAGAUGUGUACGGUUUAACAUGCCAUCCAAGUCGCCCCUUCACUAUGGCUUCUUGCUCCCGUGAUUCUACAGUGAGACUCUGGUCAUUAACACCUUUAAUCACUCCUUUACAAAUAAAUAUUCUGGCAGACAGAUCUUGGGAAGAAAUUAUCGGGAAUACUGAUUGUGUCAUAGAACAAGGCACUCCUCCUCUGUUGUGUGGUAAAGUGUCAAGAGAUAUUAAACAGGAAAUAGAAAAACUGGCUGGUAAUCCUCGAGUGAAAAAAUUAAGAUGGUUUUCAGAAUGUUUAUCACCUCCAGGUGGCAGUGACAAUUUAUGGAACUUGGUGGCUGUGAUAAAAGGGCAAGAUGAUAGUUUACUUCCUCAGAGCUACUGCAAAGGAAUAAUGCAUUUGAAGCACCUGAUUAAAUUUAGAACAUCUGAAGCCCAAGAACUAACAACAGUCAAGAUGUCUAAAUUUGGUGGUGGUAUUGGUGUACCUACUAAAGAGGAAAGACUGAAGGAAGCUGCUGAAAUACACUUGAGAUUAGGACAAAUUCAGAGAUACUGUGAACUUAUGGUUGAACUUGGAGAGUGGGACAAAGCCCUGUCAAUUGCACCAGGGGUCUCUGUGAAAUACUGGAAGAAGUUAAUGCAGAGGAGAGCUGACCAAUUAAUCCAGGAAGAUAAGGAUGAUGUCAUUCCUUACUGCAUAGCCACUGGUGAUGUGAGAAAGCUAGUAAAUUUUUUUAUGUCAAGAGGUCAGCUUAAAGAAGCUCUGCUUGUUGCACAGGCUGCAUGCGAGGGGAAUAUGCAAAACUUGCAUGUUUCUACACCUAAAGGAGCUUCAUAUUCUGAUGAUAUCUACAAGGAAGACUUUGAUGAACUCCUCCACAAAGUCAGUAAAGAACUGGCAGAAUGGUAUUUUCAGGAUGGUCGAGCAGUACUCGCUGCAUGUUGCCAUCUAGCUGUAGAUAAUAUUGAGCUUGCUAUGGCAUACCUGAUUCGUGGAAAUGAACUGGAGUUGGCCGUCUGUGUGGGAAUGGUACUAGGAGAAUCUGCAGCACCAGCAACUCACUAUGCCCUAGAAUUACUGGCAAGAAAAUGCAUGAUGAUUCCAAUAUGCUUUCCAUCUGUUGGAUACAGGAAUUUGGCAGCCGAUCUUCUCCUGAUGAUUCCUGAUAAUGAACUACAUUUAGUAAAACUCUGUGCUUUCUACCCAGGGUCUAUUGAAGAAAUAAAUGAUAUUCAUGAGAAGUGCAAACUCCCCACAGUAGAAGAAUGUAUGCAAUUAGCUGAGACAGCCCAUGCAGAUGGCAAUGUAUUUGAAUCUAUAAAGUAUUAUUUAUUAAGUCAAGAACCUGAAAAAGCCCUUCCUAUUGGUAUUGACUUUGUCAAAGAACACCUCAGUAGUUCAAAUUGGACAUUGGAUACCAUUUAUCCCAUUCUUGACCUGUUGAGUUAUAUUCGUACUGAAAACUUAGUCUUGCAUACAUGCACUGAAGCUCGAAAUGAGUUGCUUAUAUUAUGUGGUUAUAUUGGUGCAUUAUUGGCUAUCAGAAGACAGUACCAAAGCAUUGUUCCAGCACUUUAUGAGUACACAAGCCAGCUAUUAAAACGUCGAAAGGUAUCAGUUCCCUUAAAAAUUGAACAUCUUUCCGAGGAACUGGAUGCAUGGAGAGCUUGCACACAGCCCACCAAUCAAUCAGAGGAAUCGCCAUAUACACCCCCUUCUGAUUCACAAAGAAUGGUUUAUACAACUUUAUUAAAGAAACUAAAGGAAGAACCACUCAAAGGAAUUAUUGGACCAGAUUAUGUGACUGGAUCAAAUCUCCCAAGUCAUUGUGACAUUCACAUGUCUUGUCUUACGGGAUUAAAAAUCCAGGGCCCUGUAUUUUUCCUUGAAGAUGGGAAAUCUGCUAUUUCAUUGAAUGAUGCUUUGAUGUGGGCAAAGGUGAAUCCAUUCUCACCUUUAGGAACUGGACUACGACUCAAUCCAUUUUGAUAGAAGAUUUUUGUUCAUGCUUAAAUUAUUUUUUAAAAGAAGAACUUUUGUAGAUUAGUAUUACCUUGGUCUUGAUCAUCCAAGAGCCAAAGGUUGGGAGGAGGAGUGGUGGUUGGGAACAGUGGGAAACAGUAGUUACUUUGAUUCAUUAACUUCAAAAAAUAAAAUAUUUAUAUAAUUUAAAGGAAAAACAGGUGUGUCUCCUUUAUAAAUUGUAACAGCAACAUUAGGAUGAAGUCAUAUUUAAAUUAUAAAGGACUGAAUAAUCUAAAAAAGAAUAUAAAUUUCACAAAGCAUAAAAAGUACCAAAAUAUUAUAUCAUUGAAACAUAAAUAGUGCAUCACCUAGAAUAGUUCUUGGCAUAAAGUAGUUAAUGAAUAUUUGAAUAUCUGAAUAUCUUGAAAGAUCAAAAUGUAAGGUAUGCACACCUGAUCUUCAAAUAACAAACACUCAUAUUGUCCUUUAUAAAAAUGUAUAGAAAAUCACCAAUUCUAGCUCAUCUUUCAUAAGUUCUCAUUUAUAAAUUUAGUAAAUGUCAAUAAAUGGAUACCAAUCAAAAUAGAGGUUCACUUAUCUAUCUAUCAUGGAAUUUUGUAUUAAACAUAGGAGCACAAUACCACUGAGCUACACCCCAGCCUUUUUAGUUUUGAGACAGGAUCUCACCCAAGUUAGCCAGGUUACCCUCAGACUUGUGAUUCUACUGCUUCAGUCUCCUGAGUAGCUGCACCCAACCUGAAUUUUAUUUAUUUUUUAAUGAAAAUGCUACUGUGUUUUUAAUCCAAAGUUCAA
Molecule: messenger RNA, 5744 nt
Organism: Marmota monax (woodchuck)
Lineage: Eukaryota; Metazoa; Chordata; Mammalia; Rodentia; Sciuridae
Gene: Wdr17
Product: WD repeat domain 17
Exons: 31
Coding region: 1032-4955 (1307 amino acids)
Molecular function (GO): protein binding
Source: RefSeq, a predicted model, not a curated record